Exophiala xenobiotica is the source of this 2937-nucleotide messenger RNA. RefSeq lists its product as uncharacterized. Gene Ontology annotation, molecular function: metalloexopeptidase activity. Bases 1 to 2937 code for a protein of 978 amino acids. The record is from RefSeq and is a predicted model, not a curated record. Gene Ontology annotation, biological process: proteolysis. Lineage: Eukaryota; Fungi; Ascomycota; Eurotiomycetes; Chaetothyriales; Herpotrichiellaceae. The transcript has a single exon.
AUGGCUAGGCUCUCCAAUCCUAUCGGUUUCACUCGCUGGCCCGUGACUAUCCUUACCACCAUAGUCUACCUCGCAAUCGCCGUCGCUCUGAUUGUUAUUCAUACUGGCGUCCCAUCUCCUCCUCAUUCUCCUACCCCAGUACACGGCGUAAACCUGACGGAAGCAUGGAACGAUUUGCAGCUCCUCACCUCCGCCCGCCAUCCCUAUAACACCCACCACAACGAUCAGGUCCACGACUGGCUUCUGUCUCGAAUCGAGUCCAUUCUGAAAGCGAACGCUGCUGCCUCCUCGUACUCCUCGGCAAGCUCUCCUGCCGCCUAUAUCUUCGAAGACAAUACGUCCAACUUGACUUACUCAUCAGGUGGAAUACCGCGUGCAGCUGGAGUGAGCGUCUACUUUGAGGGUACGAACCUUAUAGUCUACAUCCGGGGCACUGAAGACGAUCCAGCAGAGUGGUGGCUAGACUCACACGCAAAGCCUUCUGCCCGCAAUGCUGUACUUGUGAAUGCUCACUAUGACAGCGUAUCAACAGGCUUUGGGUCUACAGAUGAUGGUGUUGGAGUUGUUUGUGUCCUUCAGCUGGUGAAGUAUUUCAGCACACCGGGAAAUAAACCAAAGAAUGGCGUGGUUCUUCUCUUGAACAACGGCGAAGAGGAUUUUCUCAAUGGAGCCAGCGUUUUCGCACAGCACCCGAUGUCGAAGGUGGUCAGCACCUUUCUCAAUCUCGAAGGUGCUGGGGCUGGUGGGAGAGCUGCUCUUUUCCGAAGUACCGACGACGCUGUGACGAAAGCAUAUGCUCACUCGAAGUAUCCAUUCGGUUCUUCUACCUCCGCAGACGGGUUCAACCGGGGCCUCGUUCGCAGUCAGACAGAUUAUGUGGUCUUCAAUGGGAAACUCGGGUACCGUGGACUGGAUGUUGCUUUCAUCGGACCACGAGCGCGAUACCAUACCGAUCAAGAUGACUCUCGUCAUACCGGUAAAGCCUCUCUCUGGCAUAUGCUGUCAGCGGCGGUGGCUACAACGAAAGCCUUGACGUCUGCUUCAUUGACGACAAACCUUGAACCAGGACAUACACCUGGGAGUACUGCUCUGUGGUUUGACGUCUUUGGUCGAGCUUUUGCAGUCUUGCAAGCCCACACGUUCUUUGCCCUUUCCGUAACACUGCUGGUUGCAGGGCCUAUCAUCCUUCUUCUCACGCUGGUGCUACUUUACCGUGUCGACAAAUUCUACCUCUUCUCCGGGUCGAGAGAGUAUCAUAUGGCGGACGGAGACGACAAAGUCUCCCUAUAUGGCUGGCGUGGGUUCUUCCGCUUCCCCCUGAUACUGCUUGUGGCCUGUGCAGCUCCAAUUGCCCUAGCCUAUCUUCUCAUGAAGGAGAAUCAAUACAUUGCCCAUAGCAGUGAGUGGGCGGUAUGGAGCAUGAUGAUCUCGUCUUUUGUCUUCGUGGCAUGGUUCUUGUGUCGAAUGGCGGAUUUCGGAAGACCUUCAUCUUUGACCCGUGCGUACGGGCUGUCUUGGAUGUGGCUAGCAUGGUGGGUGCUCCUGGUGGUUGCCACCGUUUUCGAGGAGCACCUGCAUCUGGUGGGCGUGUAUUUUGUCCUCAUAUACGCAGGUACUCUCUUCCUAGGCACAUGGUUAGCCUACCUCGAACUCUUUUCGCUGCCGACGAAAUCAAAGUAUUGUCGCGGCAAGGUAGGAGAGGAAUCCUCCACGACGCCCUCCCGCAGUAGCUCGAGGGCGAGAUAUGGCACCUCUACAACCGGGCAAGAAGAGGGCGACGAGCACGCUGAAAAUAACGAAGAAGAGCCGACAGAGAGAUCCAGGCUAUUGAGAAGCGGAGGACGUUCAACCUUCAAAGGGUAUCAUCCCGAAGAAACUGAAGCCAGCCCCGCUGCCAAAAUCAAGGACGAAAAGAGUGGUCUGCCCGAAGAACAAGAAUGGAGCAAAACUCAAUGGACUUCGAUGUGGCUGCUACAAAUGCUUGUGGUCGUGCCCAUCAACCUCAUCAUCAUCGGCCAGCUAGGUUUACUCACCACCGAGGGCCUCCACCAAACCGGUCAGGAUGGAAGUUCGAUGUUCUUGGUCUACAUCAUGAUUGCUGUUGUCACUAUACUACUUCUCUCUCCCAUGGUUCCCUUUCUACAUCGGUUCACCUGGCACGUACCGAGCUUUCUCCUCCUGGUGCUGAUAGGCACUUUGGUUUACAACCUGACGGCGUUCCCAUUCUCGGCGGAUAAUAGGUUGAAGCUCUUCUUCGUUCAGCAAGUCGACCUCGAUAGAGGAAACAACUCAGUCUCACUGGCUGGCGCACCUCCAUUCGUUCGUGAUGCCAUCGCCGACCUACCAAGUGCCGCAGGGAAGGAGCUCGAGUGCACGCCAUAUGGGCCGAACAAUAACCUCGAAAGAUGCACCUGGACUGGAAUACCUCCCAAUGUGGCGAAUCCAAGCUCGACAAUACCGCCAGAGAAGCAAUACGAGAGCUGGAUGAACUUCAAUGUCACCAAGCUGAAUGACAGUGACAGCGAGAACGCCGCCCGUUUCGUGGUCUACGGCAAAGAUACACGGGCAUGCAAAAUCACGUUUGACUCACCAAUUGACGCGUUUCAAGUCCAAGGCCAGGCGUCGAAGGACAAGAGAUUCCCUCCCGUGCCCGAAGGCGGAAGCAAUGAGAUCCGCCUGUGGUCCCGAACCUGGGACCGUGCAUGGACGGUUGAGGUUUCAUGGGCUGGUCCUGGUUCGGACUAUGAUGGCAACAGUGAGAAGAUGGCCAAAGGCAAUGGCACGAUGACCGGGACGGUCAUGUGUCUGUGGAGCGAUGUGAAUCAAGUUGGAGUCAUUCCCGCGUUCGACGAGGCUAUACACUACGCGCCGGAGUGGGUGGCCAUUACGAAGGCGAGCGAUGGCUUGGUCGAGGGGUAUAAGACAUUCAAGGUGUAA